Molecule: messenger RNA, 444 nt
Organism: Cryptomeria japonica (Japanese cedar)
Lineage: Eukaryota; Viridiplantae; Streptophyta; Pinopsida; Cupressales; Cupressaceae
Exons: 5
Coding region: 1-444 (147 amino acids)
Cellular component (GO): endoplasmic reticulum; nuclear envelope; membrane
Molecular function (GO): glutathione transferase activity; glutathione peroxidase activity
Source: RefSeq, a predicted model, not a curated record
AUGGAUAUGAUGCUUCCUCCUGCAUUUGGAUUGGUAACUUUGGUGGUUGUGGCAUAUUGCAUGCUCAAUGUGUGGAUGGCCAUGCAGGUUGGAAUGGCUAGAAAAAGAUACAAUGUUCCAUAUCCAGCCAUGUAUGCAGAUGAAAAUGAGAACAAGGAUGGCAAAUUAUUCAAUUGUGUACAGAGAGGUCAUCAGAACUCCUUGGAGGUCAUGCCCAUGUUUUUUGUGCUUCUCACAUUUGGAGGUUUGCAGCACCCAAUAGCAGCGACUGUUUUGGGUGUCAUAUAUUGUAUGGCAAGGUUUCUGUAUUUCACAGGCUAUUCAACUGGUGAUCCAAAGAGGAGACUCACAUAUGGGAGAUUCAACUUUUUGGCAUUGGUGGGACUGUUGGGAUGCUCUGCUUCUUUCGGAGUGCGUCAACUCUUGAGUGGUCCUUUGAUUUAG